AUGAUGGGUCUAAACAACUUCGGAACUACGAUCACGAUACUAACGGCCGUUACUCUCACAGCUCUCGCCGUCGAGAUCCUCUACGUUUUAUGGAAACGCCGUUUAAAACUCCGUCCACGUGUCCGUGCAGAGCCACAAGAACAACCAUCUCUUCCAUCGUCUUCACCUGAUCAAAGGGAGCGGGAGCUAGAGGAAGAGCUCGAGCAACACAUUGCAAAGUGGCAGUGUAUAAACGGUCUGUCGAGAGUUCUUUUCACGAUCAAGGAAGAAGAUAGAGAAGGAGUUGAUUCUGAGAGUGGUUCUUUGACGGAAUGUAGCGUUGUUACAGUGAAGAAAGCGUUGGCGGUGGGAAACACGCGUUUGAGUGAGAUUGAGAAUGAAAAUGUGGUUAUGGGUGAUGAUGAGGUUGUUUUGGACGUUGAAGAGUUGUUGAAUGAAACGACGCCGUAUUCGACACCUUAUUAUACACUGCUAUCUUCGCCGACGCGCUGUAAUGAAUGA
Messenger RNA from Lathyrus sativus (Indian pea), 501 nucleotides. NCBI's taxonomy places the organism in Eukaryota, Viridiplantae, Streptophyta, Magnoliopsida, Fabales, Fabaceae. The record is from the annotation of a GenBank genome assembly.